AUGUCAUCAAAGUUGUCCCGCCGGCGCCGCGUUAUUAGCAAAGAUAAAGCCGACGGUUCUGAUAAUUCCGCAGCUGAGGAGGAAGAGUUGAAGCUAAAAGAGCGUAAGAGUCUGUCAAAAAUUAGAAAUGGGAUAGCUCCCAAUGCAAGUAGCUCAAGUGUGAUAAACGAUAGAAGUGACACUAAGAUUGCAUAUGAUCCGGAGGAUAUUGUUGAUAGUUCAAAGGACCUGAGGUAUCCAUUGCUUACACUUAUGGAGGAAGUUCUUCUAGUAGGCCUAAAAGAUAAGGAGGGGUAUUUGUCUUUCUGGAAUGACAAUAUAUCGUACGCACUUAGGGGAAUGAUACUAAUGGAGUUGGCACUUCGAGGCAGAAUCCGUAUGGUGAAUGACCCGGCUAGAAGAAGAUUCGAUCUUCCGGAUCGGUUGAUUGAAUGCAUUGACUCCACCAUGACUGGUGAAACUUUACUUGAUGAGGCCUUAAAAUUGAUCAAAAAUGAUGAUUCUCACCUCAGCGUUGCCGAUUGGAUAGACCUACUUAGUGGAGAGACGUGGAACUUGAUGAAAAUGAACUACCAGUUAAAGCAGACCGAGAGAAAGAGUUUUCUUCUUUUCGAUAUGGCCACACAUCCUAUUCAGGACCCUACUGCUAAAAGGAGAGUAGUCAGCAGAAUUCUUUCGAUGCUAACCAAUCGUACUUUCAUCAUUGAGUAUGACGAGAAGUUCUUCCCUGAGACUGUGGGCGCCAAGUACAUAAGGUCAAUCUGUCUUGUCACUGGUUGCUGUGCUGCCAAUGUCCUUGAGAAUGUGCUUGUGGAUCUUGAUUUUGAUGCCAGAGAUCAGGCCUUUGUACGUGCGGAUGAACUGCUUAGUGAAUACAGUACGUAUCCAUUUUCAAGUAAGCCGGGAUCUUCCCAAAUCGGUACGAACCUCUACAAGGAAGUUCAGGCAGAAAUAGAGAAAGAGAAGAUUGAUCCAUUGGCAAUGGAGAUUGUCGCCGGUGUGAUAGACAUAUUUGGUAAAAUGGAUGCAAUUAUCUGA
Brettanomyces bruxellensis is the source of this 1038-nucleotide messenger RNA. RefSeq lists its product as uncharacterized. The transcript is spliced from 2 exons. The coding region runs from base 1 to 1038 and encodes 345 amino acids. Gene Ontology annotation, biological process: Golgi to plasma membrane protein transport; retrograde vesicle-mediated transport, Golgi to endoplasmic reticulum; Golgi vesicle budding. NCBI's taxonomy places the organism in Eukaryota, Fungi, Ascomycota, Pichiomycetes, Pichiales, Pichiaceae. Gene Ontology annotation, molecular function: phosphatidylinositol-4-phosphate binding. The record is from RefSeq and is a predicted model, not a curated record. Gene Ontology annotation, cellular component: trans-Golgi network; Golgi cisterna; cytosol.